AUGAAGAGAAAAAUACUCGAAGACAAAGAUUUUAUUAUAUUUGAUUAUAACAAUAAAACAUAUUACGAAGGCACACAAUUUAUUAAUGUCUCUGGAGAAUUUAUUACAUAUGGUAAUUCUAAAUUAUUCUACAUUAAGGAAUAUAAUGAAUCAAAGAAUCCAGAAGGCGCAGAAUAUUUCUUAAACGAAACUACUUUAUCAGAUCAUGAAUAUCGAAGACAUUUUAGUGUAAAUAUUUCUAUUCAAAACUAUACAAUAGGAAAUUACUCAAUUUAUUUCAGAUGCAUAAAAUAUCAAGAUAAUGAAGAAGUUUAUUCUCAUUUUGAAUAUUUCAAUUUCACAAUUGAAAGAGUGGUUAGAAUAGAAAUAGAUCCAUUGCAAAAGCAUCAAUUUAAACAAAGAAUUGAUAUGCAAUUUAAAGUUAAUGUUUCAUUUAAUUAUUAUGUCGACAAAAUAUUCGAAAUAUCGUAUCGAAUUAAUAGAACAGAAAAUAUUAAUUCAUUAAUUAAUAUAAAAGAAAAUAUUUCAUUAGCAUUAGAAACAGAAUUUAGAGAGUUUACUUUUGAUAUUUCAAAACUUGAAGUUGGAGAAUAUUACUUUAAAAUUUCUACAAUUAAUGUAGAAGUUCAAAGCCAGAAAUUCGUUUUGGAAAAGAAUCAACAGAAAGUAAUCCGGCUGAUUAUAUAA
Molecule: messenger RNA, 687 nt
Organism: Trichomonas vaginalis G3
Lineage: Eukaryota; Parabasalia; Trichomonadida; Trichomonadidae
Exons: 1
Coding region: 1-687 (228 amino acids)
Source: RefSeq, a predicted model, not a curated record